UCAAUCUAUUUAAAUUUCAAUCACAAAAGGACAGAGAAAGGAAGGCACUUAAUGUUUUUUCUUUACACUUGUUCUAUUAAACUGAAUAUUUUAUAAAUUAUUUCUAUGUGUUUCUUAAACAAAAUAAUACUGUAUAUAAUAUAAGCAUGAAGCCGUUAAUAGAUUUUGAUGAAUGCCUCAGGGAUUCUCCUAAAUUUAGGGAGCAACUUGAAACAGAAGAAGCUAGCAUUGAUUCAUUGGAACAGAAGCUGGAUAAAGUUCUAAAAGCUUGUACAAUAAUGAUAGAAUCAGGCAAAACAUAUAUGAGUCAUAGGGGUACAUUCACAAAUGCACUGUGGGAUUUAAGUGGCUUUUCUGAAGAUGCCUCAGUGAUGGCCACACUCAACCGAAUGAUUCAUGCACUGCAAGAAAUGAACAAGUUUCAUUCCAUACUUUUGGACCAGGCAUCGAGAACUGUACUGAAGAAUCUCACAGCUUUUAUUAAAGUUGAUAUCAAAGGAGUCAGAGAAAGCAAGCACCAUUUUGAUAAAAUCUCGAAUGAUCUUGACAUAGCUUUAACAAGGAAUUCUCAGGUGUCAAGACAUAAGUCAGCCGAUGUGGAGGAGAUAAUGAAUCUCUUGGUGGCGACGCGCUCUUGUUUUCGGCACACCGCCCUCGAUCACGUUCAUAAGAUUACUAUGCUACAAACGAGGAAACGCCACGAAAUACUAGCCACUUUCCUAUCAUAUCUGCAGGCGUGUUGCACUUAUUAUCACCAAGGAGCCGAUCUUUCCGAAGACUUAGAACCAUUCCUCAAAACAACAGCUGAAGAAGUAUCAGCAAUGCGUAACGAUACCAAAGCGCUCGAUAAAGAGAUGGAGAAUCGUCAUACAAUCGUCAACAGUAAAGAUACAGUGUUGCCGAGUUGCAAAGCGAGUCAACAGGAGAAUGAUACCAAAGACGGCCUACUGGGUACACCCUGUCUGAAGAACUUGCCCAGAAUGCAAGGGUACCUUUUCAAAAGAACGUCGAAUGCGUUCAAGACGUGGAAUAGAAGAUGGUUCUAUUUAUAUGAUAAUAAACUCGUGUACAGGAAACGCACCGGUGAAUUGAACGUGACCGCUAUGGAGGAAGACUUGCGUUUGUGCACCGUGAAACCGGUGCACGAUGGCGAGAGGCGCUACUGCUUUGAAGUGUUGUCACCUUCCAAAAGUCACAUGCUUCAAGCUGAUUCUGAAGAAAUGCUGAACGCGUGGAUCUCGGCUUUGCAGAAUGGCAUUAGGUCGGCUAUACAACAGGGUCAAAGCCGCGAUAAUCCUGACUCGCAGCUGGUUCUGGUACCGGACGAUAAGCCCAGCGACAACAAGCAUGCUGCUGCUAGUGUCCGCAUGAGGAAAGUGAGGAUCUGGGAACAAUUGCUCAACAUUCCCGGUAAUAACAACUGCUGCGACUGUGGCGGCCCCAACCCGCGGUGGGCGAGUAUCAACCUCGGCAUCACAUUAUGUAUAGAAUGUUCGGGCAUACAUAGGUCUCUUGGAGUGCACGUCAGUAAAGUUAGAUCACUCACAUUAGACGAUUGGGAACCAGACAUAAUAAAGGUAAUGGCGGAAUUAGGCAACAAAGUUGUGAAUUUAAUAUAUGAGGCAAACACAGAAGGCACUACGAUCACUAGGGCCACGCCAGAUUGUGACACUUCAGUACGUGAAGCGUGGAUCCGCGCUAAGUACGUAUCGCUGUCGUUUGUCAAGAACAUAGUGAGCGCGAGCAGUGUGGAGGCGGGCUCGGACUCUCCAUUGCGGAAUGGACGACGCUGGUCGGUACGGCGCGCUCGCCGCAGGGUACGGGCUGCCCCCAUUGUACCUGAGACUAUUAAUGAUGAGAAAAGUGACGCUAAUAGUGACACGAGUGGCACAGCGUCGGAGAGUUCGGCUAAAAGCGACGAAAGCCCGGUGCUGGUGAUCGGCAGUGAGCUAGCAGCGGACCGCGCUGUCGAUCUCAGCCUGCCCUCUGAUCACGAGUCCACCGAGGGCGAGGACGCUGACGACUUAGGUGCGGAGGAGAUGUGCGGGCUGUCGGCGGGCGCGGUGCUGGCGCGGGCGGCGCGCGCGCACAACGUGGCCGUGAUGCGCGGCGCACUGGCCGCGCGCGCCGACCUGCACCACCGCCACCACCGCGCCCGCACGCCGCUGCACGCCGCCGUGCUCAGCGGUUCCGUGAUGGCGUGUUCAUUCCUGCUGCUGAACGGCAGCAAGCUCAACUUACAGGACGAAGAUGGCAAGACUCCACUGCAUCUCGCCACUGAAGCUGGACACACGGGACAAGUAUGCCUCUUACUGCGGUACCGCGCUGAUCAAUCGAUUGUUGACAACGAGGGACAGACGCCCCUUGACAUAGCCAUCAAACACGCAAACGCGGAUAUCGUCACACUGUUGCGCCUGACGAAGCUGAACGAAGAGAUGCGCGAGAGUGAGAUGUCGUCCAACGACGACACGUACAACGAGGUGUUCCGCGACUACACACAGCUCGCGCACUCGCAUCCCGAGCGACUUGUACGUGCCAGGCACAACAAUAACGAAGGUGAACAACCGAGUGAAUGACCAAUCAAAAAUAACGUGCGGCGACGUUGGCUGUGGUAAUUAUUCGACGACAUCGACUGACUGCCUGCUUUACUUUGUCUAAAAUAUGUGUUCCGAAAGCCGUUCAGCUUAGUGACACUAUUGCGUAUAUAUUUAUAUUGUUACUCUUUUUAAUUGUACCUAAUAAACAUUGUCUUUCAAUUAGACGUCAAUUUAUUGUGCUUGAUUUUAAAUCAAAAAGUAUUUUAAAUAUGAAAAUUUUAUAAGACUGAAGCUUUUCAGUCAUUUUAAAUUUCGCUGUGUGAUUUAUAAGUACUGCAGAAAUUUGUUCUUUUAUAUUUUCACGAUUGAUGACGUUUGCUGAACAGAUUUGGAUGAAAAUUGUGAUAGUUUAAACUUUAUAGAUGGAUAGGGCAUGUGACGUCAUUAAAGAAUAACGCGGAUGGCAAUAUUAUUACAUUUUAUUUACACAUCGAGUUGAUGGUUGCAGCUUUUAUAUAGCUGAUGAAAAUCUAGUAACUGUGUAUUAGUAUGCCUAUCCUUCAAUAGCAUAUUUAACAAAAAGUUAAAUUCUAUAGUAAUUGAAAAUAACUGAUAUUCAACUUUUUUAAUUUUACUUUUUUUUAGCUAUUAGAUAAUUUUAAAAAAUAUAGUAUUUUUUAAUAAAUUAUUCGACAUUUAAUUAAGUUAUUAAAAUAGGACUUGACUAUAGAAUUAUCAUUAACCUUUUUAGGCGAUUACUAAAGUUUUGUUUUUAAUAUAUAAAAUUUUAUCUAAAAAAUUUCGAUUUUUAUAUCAAGCAUAAUAAUAGUAUACAUAAAGUGACGUUCAUAAUCAGUUUAUGUUCAACAAAAACUGAUGUAUAGGUUAAUUAUAAUAUUAAUAUUUUAUAAUGAUCUCCAGUAAAUUGUACGAGGCUUUUUAAAUAUCGUAAUCGAAAUUUUUCUGUACUCAUACUAUAUAUACAUGGUUAUUAUGAUUUAUUUCGUAUACCCAGUCGAGUUUAAUAGGCGUUUCAUGCUGCGGGCGCAAUAUUAAAGCACCAGUACGAUUUCAACGGCCGAGUUAUAUGAAAUUAAUCUUUUGAUAAUCUCAUAAAAUGACUUAACCUCUUGAUAAAAUACAAUCAUAGAAUUUUUUAGUACUAUAAUGCACAUAAGUAAAUCAAUUAAUAUAUUUUAUGCUAUUAAGAGGUUUUGUAAGACUGGUUUGUAACAUCUAAUUAUCUACAUAUAAAAGUUCAAACAAAUAGUUCUCAAUUACAACGAACUGAGAUGAUGUAGAAACCAUUAUUUAAAAUAUAUUUUUUAAAUAUUUUGAAACACUUGUUUUGAAAUGAUGCAUAUAGACGUAAGUCUUGUGCUGUAAACAUUUUAAUAGUGUAAAAUAUGUAAUGUUGUGGCAGUACUGAUUGCUUUCGAGUAUUAAAUUUUCUUCGAAGUUAAAAUAAAUAUACUAGCGAGGAAUGAGCUAAUUCCAAAUUCGAUAUCAAAUCUGAAUGUGUGUAGGUGUGAAUACUUGCGUCUGUGUGUGCAUAUGUACGUGUAUACGUGUGCGUGCGUCCGUAUGAGUAUGUGCGUACAUGCGCGAUUGACUUUGUUUGUCAGGCAAAAAGAUAAUUUGUUCGAGUGAAAUUGUGUAAAGUUCUUUAAUUUAGUACUCUAAGGCAAUUGGAUUGGGCUUUCAGACUUUGAAUUUUAUCGAUAGCAUGUCAUUUUUAUGAUGACAUAUAUAUCAUAUUGAACUUCUCUAUUGUAUAUUAGUCGAAUACUGUCUAAUAUCAGUCGUAUUGUUUAUCACAGCUGUAAUAAAUAUUAAUGGCCAUAUUUGUUGCAUAUUGGUGUGAUGUAUUUAUAGCAAACCAAAGAUUUGAGUAUUCAUAUUGGAAUACAUUAUAAUAACUUUUAAUUAUUGCUUAUUUACAUAACGAUAUAAUGGCCUAUAUUACAAAUUAUUUUAUAUAGUUAGAUAUCAGUGUAUGUGAAUGUGGCAUUAUUAAUUAGCUUUGAGUAAAUUUUUGUAUUAAGAAAUGAAUUAAAGAAGAGAUUAUUGGCAACGAACACAUGAGAAAUGCUAGUUAUAAUCUUUGAUGAUCUUAUAUUUAUUUGAAAUAUCAAAGCAGUACACCAUUUAGAAGUGAUAAUCGUUAUUUAAACCAUAAACAAUAUUAUAGACACCACGUAAGAUGAUAGAAUAUCUAACAUAUAUCUCAUAUGUUUCCUUGUUUAUUUAGCAUGGCAAUAAUAAUUUCAAUCGAUUGUAAAAAUUUUGUAAGUUUAAAAUUUAAAUUAUACAAAAGUGAAAUACCUGAUGGUAAUUUAAUUUAAAUUCUAGAUAUCCAGUGCAUGUAAGAAUCGAAUUAUUUAAAGUCCUUAAAAGUGAAAUGUAAAAUGCCCAUUAUUUGAAUAUUGAAAGUUGAAAGUUCGUCAAACUACUUCAAAAAGAAAGUCGUUCAUAAUUCGAUUCAAUUUGUAUUUAAUUAUAGUUUUUUUUUUUUUUUAUUUAUACGGUUUGUUACUUUAGUGUUUGUCUCAUUUGUAUGAGAUAUAUACUAGCGAGGAAUCGGCAAACAGAAAUUGUUUUCUAUUAAUUUUUUAAUAUUUUUUUUUUGCAGAUCAUGAUUUCUAAUUAUAUUUUCCAUCCCCAAUUCCAUUUAAACUCGCAUAACCAACGAACGCCAAAAACACACAACAAAGAACUAAUCAACAUUCCAUAUAAUAUAAUAUAAAAGCCAUCGAUUAUCUCACUAUCAUUCCGAAAUGAUGUUGCAUUUGAGUUGUCAAUUUGACGAUUUGGUUUAUCAAUUAAAUUGAAUCUCAAACUAUGAUGUAGAAAUUAAAUAUUUUUUAUUAUUAUUUUAACAUAAGUAAUAGAUUUUAACGAUAUAAUAUAAGUAGGUAUUAUGACUAUUUCCACUUGCCAAUUUUUCCUAUUAAAAUCGAUUCUUUUAAUUCGACGUAUAUAUUUACGUCAUUACGAUGUAUCUAUAAACGAGUAUACAAUUUUUAUACACAGCCUCACUGUUUUGAUGAAUUUAUUAUUAUUGUAAGUCUAGCUAAUACAUUGUUAAUGUUUACGAAAUUGUAUGUAAUCAUAUUUGUACGAUAAAAUGUAAUUGAAUGUGUUGUUAUUUGUUGCCUAUAAAUUUUGCACCCGUUUUGUUUGCCCUAUAUUAAAAAAGUAAAAUUAAAUUGUAGAAUGAGAAUAAUAAAUAAUAUUAUCAGAAAGUCU
This is a messenger RNA of Galleria mellonella (greater wax moth), 5786 nucleotides long. RefSeq names its product arf-GAP with coiled-coil, ANK repeat and PH domain-containing protein 2 (gene CenB1A). Lineage: Eukaryota; Metazoa; Arthropoda; Insecta; Lepidoptera; Pyralidae. The record is from RefSeq and is a predicted model, not a curated record. Gene Ontology annotation, cellular component: cytoplasm. Gene Ontology annotation, molecular function: GTPase activator activity; protein binding.